AUGUCCACGACCUCAGGCCCGACGCUGUACAAGUUCGCCGUGUGGGCGCCCGACCUGACCGACCCUGAGGCGUUCAGCCGCCGCAUGGCCGUGCGCGAGUCGCACCUCGUGAACGCGAAGUCGCUGUAUGCGAAUGGAGUUCUCAAGUUCGGUGGUGGGCUGCUGACGCCCGAGUCGAUCGCGUCUCCGACCGCGGAGAAGAAGCUCGUGGGCUCUAUGAUGGUCUUCGAGGCGGACAGCAUCGAGACUGUGCGGAAGGUGGUCGAGUCGGAUCUCUACUACCAGACCGGGGUGUGGGACAAGGAGAAGCUGCAGAUCUACCCUUGGCUGCAGGCCAAUCUCUGA
Molecule: messenger RNA, 345 nt
Organism: Fomitopsis serialis
Lineage: Eukaryota; Fungi; Basidiomycota; Agaricomycetes; Polyporales; Fomitopsidaceae
Exons: 3
Coding region: 1-345 (114 amino acids)
Source: RefSeq, a predicted model, not a curated record